Molecule: messenger RNA, 1147 nt
Organism: Notothenia coriiceps (black rockcod)
Lineage: Eukaryota; Metazoa; Chordata; Actinopteri; Perciformes; Nototheniidae
Gene: tnnt1
Product: troponin T type 1 (skeletal, slow)
Exons: 13
Coding region: 77-832 (251 amino acids)
Biological process (GO): slow-twitch skeletal muscle fiber contraction; regulation of muscle contraction; sarcomere organization
Cellular component (GO): troponin complex
Molecular function (GO): troponin T binding; tropomyosin binding
Source: RefSeq, a predicted model, not a curated record
UGUCUCCCCUCUAGUUUUACUGCCUGUAUUUUUGCCACCCGGGAAACAUCCCUCUAUUUUGCUGUUCAGUGCCACCAUGUCAGACUUUGAAUACCAUGGAGGCCCUCAGGAAGAAGAGGAUGAGGAGCAGGGAGAAGGAGAAGGAGAACGGCCAAAAUACAAACCGGUCACACAGCUCGCUGCCCCUAAAAUCCCUGAGGGGGAGAGGGUUGACUUUGAUGUAUGUUCCUUCAAGGAUAUCCAUCGGAAAAGGAUGGAGAAAGAUCUCCUGGAGCUGCAGACUCUGAUUGAUGUGCACUUUGAGCAGAGGAAGAAAGAAGAGCAGGAGCUGAUUGGACUCAAACGGAGGAUUGAAAGACGUCGUGCAGAAAGGGCUGAGCAGCAGCGUGUCAGGGCUGAAAAAGAGCGCGACAGACAGACGCGGAUUGCGGUGGAGAGACAGAGGAAAGAAGACGAAGAGGCGAGGAAGAGGGCAGAGGAUGAGGCCAAGAAGAAGAAAGUGCUCUCCAACAUGGGGGCUCACUUUGGAGGGUUCCUGGCCAAGGUAGAGCAGAGGCGUGGCAAAAGGCAAACUGCGAGGGAAAUCAAGAGGAAGACUCUGGCAGAGAGACGCAAGCCCCUGGCUAUUGAGUCCAUGAGAGAGGACGGCCUGAGAGAGAGAGCCAGGGAGAUGUGGGAAUGUAUCUACCAGCUGGAGUCAGAGAAGUUUGACCUGACAGAGAAGACGAAGAGGCAGAAGUAUGAGGUCAGAGUCCUCCUGAACAGAAUCCAGCAGGCUCAGAAAUUCAAAAAGGUGCACGGUAAGGGGAAGGUCGGAGGACGCUGGAAGUGAACACGCACAGAGGCAAAAAGAAGACUAGUUAAAGGACAAGAUUUCCAGUGUGGGAUUUAUUGAAAUAUAUAUCCACUCACAUUUGCAACACAUUUUGUAUCUGUAAAAUACAAACAGUAAAAUUGACAUUUUCUAGCAGUGUCAUUGAAAUCUAAAAUGAAACAAUCACAGUUGCUUAUUUUUAGCUGUACACAUAAAUCAGUUCUGUAUGUGAUCUUGUAAAGUGACUGUGAUGAUGUGAAGCAAUAUAAACUUUGCUAAUGCAUAUUGUGAUAAAACUGCUGAAAAUGGGAGCAAAUAAACAAAACACAUUUA